Molecule: messenger RNA, 7846 nt
Organism: Sus scrofa (pig)
Lineage: Eukaryota; Metazoa; Chordata; Mammalia; Artiodactyla; Suidae
Gene: PDE7A
Product: phosphodiesterase 7A
Biological process (GO): signal transduction
Molecular function (GO): 3',5'-cyclic-nucleotide phosphodiesterase activity
Source: RefSeq, a predicted model, not a curated record
AACCCACUGAGCACGGCCAGGGAUUGAACCUGCGUCUUCAUGGAUGGUAGUCAGGUUCGUUAACCACAGAGCCAUGACAGGAACUCCAGAUUGGCUUUACCUAAUUGUCUCUUAUUAACUUAGAGUUUAAACAUUCUGGCUUUUUGUUUUGUUUUGUUUUUUUGAAAACUUUUAAAUCCCAUUUCCAUUGUUUAUAUAUGCAUGCAUUUAUUUAUAUGAAAAUGCAUAGUUUAUUCUCCUUGAGUUAUUAGUGAUUAAGCAUGGAGGUUUGCACUUUGUGGUUUAUGUGCAGACUGUGUAUACAUUACUCUGAUCUGCAGCCCAGUAAAUAAGCUGUAGAACAAGACAGCGUCACCUGUGGAGUUCUGUUCACUACCUCUAGGAUUCUUCCACGAUUUUAACAUCCAGUAUUUAGUCUCUGGUUAUGUUUGUUCACUCAGCCAGGAGUCAGGCCAGCAGUGCUAUGGGGCUCACAUUGCUCACUUUUGUUCUUAAGGAUGCCUGCAGAGACUGUAUGUGCAGCCCUACUGAAGCUAAGGUGUUCCCGUGUCUAUGACAUUCUCCUGGUCUUAUAUACUAGCAGCCUGUGUCCAGACUCUAUAGUUGUGGGAUCUACACUGCUGGGUUUGUCUGUCUGAGUGUCUGUCUGUCUUUCUGGAAAUCGUGACCAUUUCUGCUUUUGCAUAAUUUUUAUGGUUCAGUAAGCAAAUCUCUUAAGGUACUUUAAUCAUAGAUGUUGUUUUCUAGACCAGAAGACUUGAAUGUUUGUAAACUGUCAGAAUGUUUUAAUUCCUUCCUUCAUACCAGGACUAAUCGCAUAUUUGUUGCCAUUCGAUACUGAGAUACUGUAUAACAGAAAACUUAAUUCAGUUACUCUAAAUCAGUAUGACACAAAGGCCGUAAUUAACUGGUAAGUCUUAUGUUACCAUAGUUAUAAAAUAAUUUUUGUUACUUAUCAAAGCUUAAUUUUUUGUCAGUUUCCUAUCUUGAAAUUCAUAGCAUUUGAAAAAUAAUAAGCUCCAAUAUGUGGGUUUUAAUAAAAGGAAUAAAAAAAUCCACCCUGAUUUAUUAUUUGGUAUUAAAAUUGGCUGGAAUUUAAAAUGAUAAAAGCACAGUUGGAGGGUUUUCACUGUACUAUUCACAUUUUUCUAUUAUAAAUUUGGUUAUAGUUUCCAACAGACACUACAGUUGGAUAAAGAACUGGGAUAGGCUAUUUCUGUCAACAGGAUUCCAAAAUUAUAGACAGUGAUGUCAGUGCAGAUGAGUUAGCCUAAUUUGGUCAAGAGAAGGACAUGCCGAGUCUCUAUAUGGAUAGCCAAAGGCUAAGGCCAAGGUUGACAGGUGUCCUGUGAGUGGCAGAGAGCCCCAGGGACAAAAUUUGCGCACUGAGACAUAGUGAUCAAAGUUGUACCUUUUCUUUCUAUUAUUGAUCACGCGCCUAAAGCAGUGAGAUUUGCUUUUAAUACCCUGACUGUUCAGAAAUUAGUUUUAUAAGCCCCAGAAAGGUAAAGAGUUUUAUAUUUUUUCUUAUAGUUUCACAUUCUGUUUUUGAAAGUUUUUUUAAUUUUUUAUUAUUAAGAGAAGCCUUAUAAUUAAUCAAGAUAAAUUAGUGGUAAAUAGUUCAUAUCUCAAAAUAAAGAAAAUUUUUAAAGCCAUUAGGUUUGUGCCAUUAAGGGAGGUUAAGUAUACCAUUUUAGGGGAAAAAAGUGUGUUGCCUGAGGUUUUUAUAAGAUUGGAAUGAUGAUAAUGUGUCAUGAGCAAUGAAGGAGCUAUGCUUUGAGGCCAUAAACCCAGUAGCUAGUUCUAUUCAAAUAGGAAAUUUUCUAAUCUAGGGGGGCUGUGUCUGGAUGAUCUCUGUAUUUCAGAGUCAGGCAUAUAGAAAUGUAAGAAGAGGAUUCUGGGGAACCAUUUUCAGGAGCCAGCCUAUUCACUGCUGUGAAAAACCAAAAAGCCAAGACCUUAGCCCCACCAGGCCUGAGAAAAGUUCUCAGGGCACUGGGCAAGCACAACAUACGGUCCCCUCGUGAACCAUAUGAUUUUAUUUAAGCAUAGAGUUGGGGUGGAGCUGGAGCGGUUAGGUCAUUAUCAUUCUCAGGUCUUCAUUAUUUAAUUCGGACUUGGCUAAAUUUUAUUGAGAGUCUGCUAUGAGCGCAGUAUUCUUUUACAGACGUUACUUAACUCCUGUGAAGGCAGGAAAGUAAAGCCCAUACAGGUGGUCACUUGCCCAGGGUUGCUCAGCUCCUGGCAGUACAGCUGGGAAGUAAACCCAGGCUCUUGACUCCACACACAAGAGGGUUUGAGAUAGUGGAAUAUUCUCAACAGAAGUUCAUUUAAAUGAGAGAAUUUUCAGGACUACCCUUCUUACUGCCUUUUUUUUCCCCCUCUGUGUCUCAGUUCUGAGUCUUUGCUUCUCCUCUUGUUCAGUUCUUCUCUUUUAGAUGAAAAGUGCAGAUUCUUGACGUCACCAUUAACCAAAAAGACAUUUAUCAAAAUAUUUAAGUGCUAUACCAAAAAAUAGCAAUUCUGUAUUUGCUUCUCAGAACUUAGCUUUUGGAGCAGCUCAUCAGCAGGGAACUUGAGUUAAGAGUAUUUCUGAGCUAAGCAUUGAGGUGGUGGGCUAAUUUGGAGUGUGCAGACCAGGCUGGCCCGGCAGAUAAUGAAAGAUGACCACCAGUGAUUCUCCUGAGGAUAGGGCGAUUGCACGCCGGUACUCUGUACUAUUCCUGGGCAUCCUUUGGGGUUGCUGACUGGAACCUUAAUGGAACCCAGAGAGUAAUCCAAGAUCCUGACAGUCUCGUGUCACAAUGAGUUUCAGGACAGACUAAAAAAGUUAUCUCCAUUUGUGCAAGGAUUAGUGUUAUAGCUUGUUCAGUAGAAAGAAGAUAUAUAUCUAUAUCUAUAAAAUGUAUAAGGUAUAGUGGGAAGUGUAGGGCCAUGUGUUAUGUAUAGCUUCAAUUUAGGAAAGUUUUGAUUUUGACCUGUAAAUUGAGUUUAUUCCUCAUUUUGACAGGUCUAGAAUUAACUUUUUAAAAAAACCUUUGUACUAAGGGUUGGAUAAUGAAAACAGCAUUGGUAUUUGAACUCUUUGGGCUGUUUUGAAAUAUUUUAGGACCAUCACGUGGGAAUGGUCACUUGCAGAUGACUUUGUCUCUCCACGAACUCUGCCCAUGACAUAUGUAAUUCUGCCACAUCCUGAGAAUCUCCCAAUCCGUCCACUUUUUCUCCUCCCCUCCACCCAGCCCUACCCACUGAGCUGCACUUGACCAGAACCUUCCAAAUUGGGAUUAGCUGGAGUUCCCGUCGUGGCACAGUGGUUAACGAAUCCGACUAGAAACCAUGAGGUUGCGGGUUCGGUCCCUGCCCUUGCUCAGUGGGUUAACGAUCCGGCGUUGCCGUGAGCUGUUGUGUGGGUUGCAGACGCGGCUCGGAUCCAGCGUUGCGUUGCUGUGGCUCUGGCAUAGGCCGGUGGCUACAGCUCCGAUUCGACCCCUAGCCUGGCAACCUCCAUAAGCCGCGGGAGCGGCCCAAGAAAUAGCAAAAAGACAAAAAAAAAAAAAAAAAAAAAAACCAAAAAAAAACCAAAUAAACCAAAUUGGGAUUAGCUUUUAGGGUGGAGACAAAACCCCUUCUCAGGGCCUCCCACGUCCUACUCUCCAGUCUCCUCUGCUCUCCCUGUAUAUUCAACUCACUGCGCUUGGUUUUGUCUACUCUGCGGCCCUUGUGCAUUGCCGUGUCCACGUGGAUCAUUCUUCCUGUCCUCCUUACAUUCUUGCCCCCUCAGUUCAGAUCAGGGACAUUUCAGGGACUCUGGGAAGAAGCCCCUUGCCUCUUAACCAGGUCAGAACCAGGCUUUGUUGGAGGGGUCUAUCUCAGCUCCACUGCAUUUGUUACAAUCGCAAUGUUGUAUUUAUUUGCAGAAUUUGAUUAAUGUAGACUAAACUGUAAGCUUCAUGAGGGCAGGAGCCAUGUCUGUUUUUACUCGAAGAUUAUAUCCCUGGCAUCCAGCAAAGGGCCUGGGACGUAGUUGCAGUUUAAUGAAUAUUUGCUGAAUACCUGUGUGAAAGGUUCAUGAAAGGGUUUUUCUCUGCCAACUGCCAUGAGAGAUGGUGAGGAUGGAUGGAUAGAGGCCCACUUUGCUAUCACAGAGCUCACUUACAGCCAAGAGAAGAAUGAGACAUGUAACCAAAGUGUUAUCAUAGAAGCCAGAGUGCAAUUAGGGCUUGGAAAUAAUGUACUUUUAACUGCUUGAAAAUUCACAGUUAUACUGGCCUUUGCCAAUAAAUCCAAAAUGAACGAAUUAUAAUGUUAAAUAGCACAGACAUUAUCUAUGAGAUCCCCUAGAUAAAGCAAUCCUAGUUCUAAAGGAGAUAAAAAGUUGAACAAAUUCAGUAUUAAGAGUUGAAAAGACAGAAUAAAAGGCAUUCAGUUUUUUUAAUGUCAGGACGUUAUACCUGUGAAGCUGGUCUAUGUGGAAGAAGUGGGGAAACUUAGUACGGCCAAACAUUUUGUCAGAGUUGUCCGAAAGCACUCUCCUGGUAUUAAGGUUGUGGGUGCACGUGCUUGGGGCCACCCUGAGACCUCAUUGGUCUACUGUUGUGAGAUUUGUUAGGUCAGCGCUCAGGAAGGUUUUCCCUUUCCUCUUCCAACAUAACUGACUCCAGCCUCAGCCCUGGGCUGUGGUAUUAACCACGCGCCGGUGGGAAGGCUGGCUGGCAGCGCUUUCUCGGAGGAGUCAGGUGAUCCUUGUUUGAAGGCAGCUGCGUGAGGUUCGAGGCAGUCAGUGUCCCCUGUCUUCUGCCUCAGGACAGCUGGUUAUUGUCAGAUCCUAACAAAUCUUCCUUGCUCGUUACUCGCUGGGCAAGGAGGAGAUUAUGCAGCGGGCUUUUCAUUGAUCCAAUGGGAAUUACGUUGAUCUGGUGUCUGGCCUUGGUUCUUAUCAAGUGGAUUGCCUCUAAGAGGCGUGGAGCUAUUUCCUAUGACAGCUCUGAUCAGACUGCGUUGUACAUUCGUAUGCUAGGAGAUGUACGCGUAAGGAGUCGAGCAGGAUUUGAAUCAGAAAGAAGAGGUUCUCAUCCGUAUAUUGACUUUCGUAUUUUUCACGCUCAGUCAGAAAUUGAAGUUUCUGUGUCUGCAAGGAAUAUCAGAAGGUUGCUAAGUUUCCAGCGGUAUCUUAGAUCUUCACGCUUUUUUCGUGGUACUACCGUUUCAAAUUCUCUAAACAUUUUAGAUGAUGAUUAUAACGGACAAGCCAAGUGUAUGCUGGAAAAAGUUGGAAAUUGGAAUUUUGAUAUCUUUCUAUUUGAUAGACUAACAAAUGGAAAUAGUCUAGUAAGUUUAACUUUUCAUUUAUUUAGUCUUCAUGGAUUAAUUGAGUACUUCCAUUUAGAUAUGAUGAAACUUCGUAGAUUUUUAGUUAUGAUUCAAGAAGAUUACCACAGUCAAAACCCUUACCACAAUGCAGUCCACGCUGCAGAUGUGACUCAGGCCAUGCACUGUUACUUAAAAGAACCUAAGCUUGCCAGUUGUGUAACUCCUUGGGACGUCUUGCUGAGCUUAAUUGCAGCUGCCACUCAUGAUCUGGAUCAUCCAGGUGUUAAUCAACCUUUCCUUAUUAAAACUAACCAUUACUUGGCAACUUUAUACAAGAAUACCUCAGUAUUGGAAAAUCACCACUGGAGAUCUGCGGUGGGAUUAUUGCGAGAAUCGGGUUUAUUCUCACAUAUGCCGUUAGAAAGCAGGCAGCAGAUGGAGGCUCAGAUAGGCGCUCUGAUCCUGGCCACAGACAUCAGCCGCCAGAACGAGUAUCUGUCCUUGUUUAGGGCCCAUCUGGACAGAGGCGACUUAUGCCUGGAAGACGCCAGGCAUCGACACUUGGUCUUACAGAUGGCUUUGAAAUGCGCUGAUAUCUGUAAUCCCUGUCGGACCUGGGAAUUAAGCAAGCAGUGGAGUGAAAAAGUAACGGAGGAAUUCUUCCAUCAAGGAGAUAUAGAAAAAAAGUAUCAUUUGAGUGUGAGUCCGCUUUGUGAUCGUCAGACGGAAUCUAUUGCCAACAUCCAGAUUGGUUUUAUGACUUACCUGGUGGAGCCUCUAUUCACAGAAUGGGCCCGGUUUUCUAAUACCAGGCUGUCCCAGACGAUGCUCGGACACGUGGGGCUGAAUAAAGCCAGCUGGAAGGGACUGCAGCGAGAACAGUCCAGCAGUGAGGACACGGAUGCUGCAUUUGAGGAGUUGAACUCCCAGUUAUUACCUCAGGAAAACCGGUUAUCAUAGCCCCCAGAGUCAGUGGGACAGCCUGCCUGCCUCCUGGAGGUUUUGAGAAAUGUGAAUGGAGUCUUGAGUGAGAGAACUUACUCUUGCCUGCUGAGGGAAGGGAAUGAUGCCAGCAUAAUUUAUUCCCAAGAUUUCCUCUGUUGGAUCAUUUGAACCCACUUUUUAAUUAUAAGACCUGAACAUACAGCAAUAUGCAUUUGGCUUUCGUGUGAAACCUUGAAUAUGCAAAGCCCAGCGGGAGCGAACCGAAGGGAAUGACCGAGGAUGUCUGGCAGUGGGCCCCGUGGCUCUCAAAGCAUCCUGAAACUUGAACUGACACUUUCAGCAGAAAUCUCUUGGAACUUAACCGGUCUGAUGCGACCGCGCGUAUCUGUACCUUCCACUGAGUUCUCGGAGAAAAUGCUAAUGUGAAGUGCCCGCCUCUGCUGCCUCUGGCAAGACUCGAUGUUUACAAACCAACUCUGAAAUACUGGUUCUCAAUUUGCCUUGGAGCAUGAUUGUGAAGGAACCACUGAGAAUUUUCAAGAUCAAACCUGAGACUGCAGCUCUUGCCCCUGGUUUGCCUUUUUUUCUUCUUUGGAUGCCACCAAAGCCUCGCAUCUGCUCUCGUUUUACUUCGUGCACUGGAACCCGAGCGUUUCUCACAGAGCACCGCCGAGCUUUGCCUCCAGUGCUGUCCGGCAAUGCAAUUUUCUUAACUCUUAGUUUUUAAUUUGGGGCGGGAGGGGCAGAACUCCAGUGUCCUAGCUGUAUUAUGAUCCCGCAGUGAAGACAUUGCAUGUUGUUUUCACUACUGUACACUUGACCUGCACAUACAAGAAAAAGGUGGAAUGUUUAAAACACCACAAUCAGCUCAGGGUAUUUGCCAAUUUGAAAUAAAGUGGGAAGGGAAGGUGCGUCCUGAGAGCAAGGGUACUAACGUCCCUCUCGCUGCCAGGAGCGAGAGGCGUGUUGUGUGUGUGCCGAUGUGUGUGUGGGGCACGCGCGUGCAUGUGUGACUGUGCAUGUGUCCUAUUUAUCCACAUGGGGACGACUGGGACCGUCAGCUUUUAUUUAUUAUUUUCGAACGUGGCCUGAUGAGCGGCCACUUGGGGAAGGGAAGGGAGGAAGCUGUACCCGAGUGCUCCAGAUGCCUUAACUAUGCACACAGCUAAGUGACCAAACUUCUCGUUUUGAUUUGAAAAAAAGUGCAUUGUUUUCUUGUCCCUCCCUUUGAUGAAACGUUUCCCUUUGAUGGGCCUUUUGAUGUGAACAGAUGUUUUCUAGGACAAAAAUCUAAGGACUAAUUUUAAACUUAACAACAUUCCACUUUUGUAAUUUGUUUUAAAUUGUUUUAUGUAUAGUAAGCACAACUGUAAUCUAGUUUUAAGAGAAACCGGUGCUUUUAGUUCAAUUGUAUUUCCCUUGUUACUGUAAAAGACUGUUUAUUAAUUAUGUUUACAGUUUGUUGCAACAGCCAUUUUCUUGGGAGAAAGCUUGAGUGUAAAGCCAUUUGUAAAAGGCUUUGCCAUACUCAUUUUAAUAUGUGCCUGUUGCUGUUAACUUUUGAUGAAUAAAAACCUAUCUUUUCACAUUU